Molecule: messenger RNA, 2097 nt
Organism: Zophobas morio
Lineage: Eukaryota; Metazoa; Arthropoda; Insecta; Coleoptera; Tenebrionidae
Gene: Dll
Product: homeotic protein distal-less-like
Exons: 5
Coding region: 421-1344 (307 amino acids)
Biological process (GO): regulation of transcription by RNA polymerase II
Molecular function (GO): RNA polymerase II cis-regulatory region sequence-specific DNA binding; DNA-binding transcription factor activity, RNA polymerase II-specific
Source: RefSeq, a predicted model, not a curated record
AGUAGAUGGUUGGUUUAGAGAGAGCAAUUUUCGACGUAAAAAAACGACAUAUGCGCUCAAUUUCGUGUAAUUUGGUUUCGGGUUAAUCUUGGAAUAGUUUUUACUCAAUUAUAGUGUGAAUUACACGUAUUAUCGUCGAGUACCGUAAUUGCCCCAGCGGUUCGUCCGACGCGCUCUCCGUCGGGGUUUUCGGUUCCUUCGGGGUGGUUUGUGAUCGAAGAUAGCUUGUGAAGUGUCCGUCCAAACUGUGCUUCCUAGUGCUCAAUGUGUCCUUGCGUUUGAAGACGAGGCCACUAACUGCCCAAGACGCCUCCGCUGCUCUCCAAAGUGGAUAACAAACCCUUCACGACGCUGAACUUCACGGACCUGGGGUCCCCUUUCGGGGGGCCUAACGAGGAACCCCCCGGCACGCCCAACACCAUGUCGGGGGAGGCGCACAUCGGGCCGCCGACGCCGCACGAGUCCAGCAGCUCGACGCCGGUCUCGAAGAGCGCCUUCAUCGAACUCCAGCAGCACGGCUACGGCCCGCUGCGGACGUCGUACCAGCACCACUUCAACUCGCCGGCGGGAAACGCGCACACGGGGCCGACGGGCACGCACGACGCCGGCUUCCCCAGCCCCAGGGGCGCCCUGGGGGCAUACCCCUUCCCUCCUAUGCACCAGAACUCCUACACGGGAUACCACCUAGGAUCGUACGCCUCCAACUGCCCGCCCUCACCCAAAGAUGACGAAAAGUGUUUAUCGCUGGAGAGGCCGUCGGGGGGCGGCAAGGGCAAGAAGAUGAGAAAACCAAGAACAAUAUAUUCAAGUCUUCAGCUGCAGCAGUUGAAUCGGCGGUUUCAAAGGACGCAGUACCUGGCUUUGCCCGAAAGGGCAGAAUUAGCCGCCAGUUUAGGUUUAACGCAAACGCAGGUCAAAAUAUGGUUUCAAAACAGGAGAAGCAAGUACAAGAAAAUGAUGAAGGCGGCGCAGGUGUCGGGGGGCAACAACAACAACGGGACUCCCGGGGGACAUUCGGGACUUUUAGGACCUAAUUCGAAUUUACCGCCGACGAGUCCAGGACCACAAAGCCAAAAUAUGAUGCCAGGGGGCGGAUCGUCUAGUGGUUCACCAGCGACCGCCGGCUACAUGCAGCAUUCGUCGCCGGCCCCCAGUUCAACCCCAGGUUCAGACAUGUCGGGUCAACCGGCAGCUAGUCCCGGCUGGGACGUCAAACCCCAGCAACCAAUACACCCGCCACCUCAUCCAGCGCCGCACCCACACCCGCCACACAACUACCUCCCACAAUAUUCGUGGUACCCCACGGACAACCCCGGCCUCCUUACGGUGUGGCCAGCUGUUUAAUAAUGAAGAAAGUGAUUAGUUACUAAUUAGGUCUAUGAAAUUUUAAUAACAAAGGACAAACUGCGACCAGUGAGUGCGAACGUUCGGAAAAUCGUUGUUGAGUUAUGUUUGGAUUGUGUCUAGUUACGAUCUCAGCUAAAGAAUAUUCCAUCCUGUUAAUAAAAAAUGAGUUCGGUGCAAUAUCGUCGAUGACAGGGCAAGGCGAUUCGAUCAACAAUUCGUCCUCAGUUGUAUUAAUUUAUUUUCCUAUCGAUGGCGUUUGUUGGUUUAGUCGUUUGGCGUUUUCAUUUCGAGCGGAAAACUGUAAAAUAGUGAUACGUACUAACAGAAAGUGUUGACUAGGUUAUCCAUGGUAUAAAAGUGAUUGGCAUUUUGAGGUUUCCUUCUUAUAAUUUUACAAUAUUGUUUCAAACCUUUCACGACUUGAGAAACGCUCGUUUUUAUACCAUGCGUUUUUGUUUGAUUGUUGGUGCGUUUUGUUGAAUAUGUAAGUAAAAUGAGGGAAACGUGGGCGAGCGAUUGUGGGAGGAACUCGCAAGAACUUGACAACUUACUAAUUGCGCGACUUGUCACUGUCGGUCUAUAAAAGUUUUAGUGAUUCCUUGUAUAGUAUAUUGUAAACUAUAUUAGUUGUUGAUGAUUGUGGUGAGUGUGAGACAGAAGAUGUACCUUAUUAUGUAAAGUAGUGUUUAUUGAAAACUGUCUAUAAUUUUAGGACGAAAUUAUUAUAAUUAUUAAAUGAAAAAAUAUUUC